Tilletiopsis washingtonensis is the source of this 1939-nucleotide messenger RNA. RefSeq lists its product as hypothetical. The record is from RefSeq and is a predicted model, not a curated record. NCBI's taxonomy places the organism in Eukaryota, Fungi, Basidiomycota, Exobasidiomycetes, Entylomatales. The transcript has a single exon. The coding region runs from base 1 to 1839 and encodes 612 amino acids.
AUGUUGUCGUCCGACCUCGGCGUCGACGUGAGCGGCGCGCUGCCGACGAUCAUCACCAGCCGGGCCGUGACGCCGCCGUUUGUGCCCUCGUCGCUGCACUCGCGGCCCUCGUCGCAGCUCGCUCCGCCUCUCUCGCGCUCGCCCUCGGCCUCGCGCCGCGCUCGCCGCGCCACGCGCCGCCCGCACACGUCCGACGGCGGCAUCGAGACGGACAGCGUCUCGUCGUCGUUUGCCGCCGCCGCCGCGGCGCAGGCACAGGCGCUGAGCCGGCAGGCCUCCGUCGACACGCUCACCGCCUCGCUGGCCGCCGUGUCGGCGCAGCGACAGCGGCGUCUCUCGCUCGUCUCGCAGCCACCAAGCGAGUCGCCCAGCACGCCGCUGCCUCCGGUCCCCGCGGUGCCGCACCACAUCCCUGCGUCGCCCGUGCUCGUCUCGCCCUCGGCACGCACGGCCGCCGACUCGCCGUUCCGCUGCAAGACGUGCAGCAAGCACGCAUGGGACGCCAGCAGCAGCCACGCCGUGGGCGAGCGCUGCCUGCACACGCGCACGCGCAAGCGCCCCAGCACGACGCCCGAGCGCGGCGGUGACGGCGCAGCGCCACCUCCGACCUUCGGCCGCAUCGCCGCCGAGCUCAGUGGGCUGCCGGCACCGAGCCGCUUCGAGCUGCGCGCCCAGGAUGCCGAGCGUCGAGCUCAGGCUCAGCGCAGUCCCGCCAGUCGGUCGCCCAAGCGUACGCCGCAGCCGACACAGCAAGCCGCCAUGGCGCGCACCAAGAGCCUUGACCUCUCGCGCCCGCGCGACGGCUUCGUCGAUGCGCCCGUCGAUGUGCUGCCCGAGGACAGCGCCGCCGACGUCUCGCCCGCCGAAGGCCUGCGCCUCGACAUCGCGCCCGCACAGCCGCGCGGCAGGAAGCACGUCGCGCAGGCCUCCGAGUCCAAGGCGCUGCGCUUCCACAUGCCGGCGCAGAAGCGCAGCUCCGAGCUCCCCGCCCACAUCUAUCCGCGCACACCGGCACUGCACGACGGCGAGCACGGUCUGGCGCUCUCUGGCGUGGAGUACGCCUCGCACAGCGACCGCGCGGCGCCAGAGGCCGUGCUGUACCUCCCCGUCUCGCCGCGCUUCUCCAGCAGCACGGCACACAGCAUGCCCAUGUUUACGCCCGAGGGCAUCGAGGUCAAGGACGACUACUUCGACCUGCCGCCUCCCAAGGCUCGGCGGUCUAGCAAGACGUCGGAAGAGCCAACCAAGGCCAAGCAGAGCUCCUCGAUACAUAGCUCGCCGCUCGUCACCCCUCAGCCAAGCAUCACCUACCACGCCACGCCUUCUCCUUCCGUGCGGCAGGCACACCACGCACACAACCCCCUUCUGCCUGCGAUGCCCUCGCCGACGUCGAUCCUGCAAGAGCAAGAGCAGAUCACGGGCUACUCGCUCACGCCGACGGGCUCGCCAAAGUCGAUCAACCUCACCCUCUCCUCCGCCGACGACUCGCCGCGCAGCAUCGGCCGGCGCACGCUGCAUCGCGUGCCUAGCACACCCCCUACCACGCCGCCGACAUCAUGCCGCGCCUCCCUCAAGAGUCCGCGCCAGGGCGUGCCGUCGCUGCCGCCCUCUCCGAUGCACGAGCGCGAGCUGCGCCUGCCCAGCCAGCUCCCCGACUCGCACGGCAGCAAGGACAAGGCUGCAGCUGCCAAGACGUCGCAGGCCCUCCAGGCGCGCAGGAUCUCGGAGCACAGCGUGUUCCAGUACAACGCUACCAAGGGCUCGGCGGCGCACGCCGAGAAGCACACCGACGUCGGCAGGAAGCGCGGCUUCUGGGCCGGGCUGAACUGCUUCAGCUAGCCCAAUCAAGGCGUCUCUGUGCGCAUCGCUACUCCUCGCAACUUCUUGACGGCCGGCCCCGCGGACGGGCUGGCCUCUUGCUGCACAUCUCCUGUACAUC